AUGUCCAGCGAGGCGAAUCCCGGCGCCGCCCGCAUUCACCCAGGGCUGACCGGCUUCCCGGAGGUCCAGGACGCUGCUUCGCCACUCUGGCGAGCGGUCGGGCAGGGGCAGAACGGGGAAGUGCAGCUCGUGGUGGGGGCGCCCACGGCCACCUGGCCCGCCAACGCGUCGGUGCUCAGUCCCGGGGCCAUCUACAAAUGCAGGAUCGGAAGGAACCCCGACCGGACGUGCGAACAGCUCCAGCUGGGUAGCCCUACUGGAGAACCCUGUGGAAAGACAUGUUUGGAGGAAAGAGACAAUCAGUGGCUGGGGGUCACACUUUCCAGACAGCCAGGAGAAAAUGGAUCCAUUGUGACUUGUGGUCAUAGAUGGAAAAAUAUAUUUUACAUGAGGCAUGAAAAUAAGCUCCCUACUGGUAUUUGCUAUGGAAUGCCUUCUGAUUUACGAACAGAACUCAGUAAAAGAAUGGCUCCAUGUUACCAAGAUUAUGUGAGAAAAUUUGGAGAACACUUUGCAUCUUGUCAAGCUGGAAUAUCUAGUUUCUUCACAGAGGAUUUGAUUGUGAUGGGAGCUCCAGGAUCAGCUUAUUGGACUGGCUCUCUUUUUGUCUACAAUAUAACUGCAAAUAAAUACAAAGCCUUCGUAGACAAGCAAAAUCAAGUAAAAUUUGGAAGUUAUUUAGGUUACUCAGUAGGUGCUGGUCACUUUCGGAGUCCACAUACUACAGAAGUAGUUGGAGGAGCCCCUCAGCAUGAACAGAUUGGUAAAGCCUAUAUAUUCAGCAUUGAUGCCAAAGAACUAAAUAUCUUAUAUGAAAUGAAAGGUAAAAAGCUGGGCUCCUAUUUUGGGGCUUCUGUCUGUGCCGUGGACCUCAACGCAGAUGGUUUCUCAGACCUGCUGGUGGGAGCGCCCAUGCACAGCACAGUCAGGGAGGAGGGCAGAGUGUUCGUGUUCAUCAACUCUGGUGCGGGAGCAGUAAUGAAUGAAAUGGAAACAGAGCUCAUUGGAAGUGACAAAUACGCUGCAAGAUUUGGGGAAUCUAUAGUUAAUCUCGGUGACAUUGACAAUGAUGGCUUUGAAGAUGUUGCUAUUGGAGCGCCACAAGAAGAUGACUUGCGAGGUGCCAUUUAUAUUUACAAUGGCCGAGUAGAUGGCAUCGGGUCAAGCUUCUCCCAGAGAAUUGGAGCGCUUCAAAUCAGUGAAUCAUUAAGUAUGUUCGGACAGUCUAUAUCAGGACAAAUUGAUGCAGAUAAUAAUGGAUAUAUAGAUGUAGCAGUCGGUGCUUUUCGGUCUGAGUCUGCUGUGUUGCUAAGGACAAGACCAGUAGUAAUUGUUGAAGCAUCUUUAAGCCACCCUGAGUCUAUAAACAGAACAAAAUUCGACUGUGUUGAGAAUGGAGUGCCCUCUGUGUGCAUGGAUCUAACGCUUUGUUUCUCAUAUAAAGGCAAAGAGGUUCCAGGUUACAUUGUUUUGUUUUAUAACAUGAGUCUGGAUGUGAACAGAAAGGCAGAGUCUCCAUCAAGGUUUUACUUCUCUUCUAAUGGAACUUCUGAUGUCCUCGCAGGAAGCAUACAAGUAUCGAGCAGAAGAGCCAACUGCAGGACACAUCAAGCACUUAUGAGGAAAGAUGUGCGGGAUAUCCUCACCCCAAUCCAGAUUGAAGCUGCUUACCACCUUGGGCACCAUGUCAUCAGCAAACGCAGUACAGAAGAAUUCCCACCCCUGCUGCCAAUCCUUCAGCAGAAGAAAGAAAAAGACAUGAUUAAAAAAGUGAUAAAUUUUGCAAGAUUUUGUGCCCAUGAAAAUUGUUCUGCUGAUUUACAGGUUUCUGCAAAAAUUGGAUUUUUCAAGCCACAUGAAAAUAAAACCUAUCUUGCUGUGGGGAGUAUGAAGACAGUGAUGUUAAAUGUGUCCUUGUUUAAUGCGGGAGAUGAUGCCUACGCCACGACACUGCAUAUCAGACUACCUACAGGGCUUUACUUCAUUAAGAUUUUAGACCUGGAAGAGAAACAAAUAAGCUGUGAAGUUACAGACAACUCUGGCACAGUCAAACUCCACUGCGCUGUUGGUUACAUAUAUGUAGAUCAUCUCUCCAGGAUAGAUGUCAGCUUUCUUCUGGAUGUGAGCUCACUCCGCAGAGCAGAAGAGGACCUCAACAUCACAGUGCUUGCCUCCUGUGAAAAUGAAGGAGAAAUGCACAAGCUGCAGGACAACAAAGUGACCUUAGCAAUACCUCUGAGAUACGAAGUUAUGCUAGCUGUUCAUGGGUUUGUGAAUCCAACUUCAUUCGUGUAUGGAUCCAGUGAGGACAGUGAACCCGCAGCAUGCAUGACUGAGAAAAUGAACUUCACUUUCCAUGUUAUCAACACGGGCAUUAGCAUGGCUCCCAAUGUUAGUGUGGAAAUCAUGAUUCCAAAUUAUUUUGUUCCCCAUACUGACAAACUCUUCAACAUUUUGGAUGUCCAGAUGACUACCGGACAAUGCAAGUUUGAAAAUUAUCCGAGAGAAUGCGAAACAGAGCAGCCGCGGUAUGCUGCGGAGACCCUGAAAGGCAUCUUUACAUUCUUGUCAAAGACUGAUAAGAGGGUAUUGUACUGCAUGAAAGCUGACCCAUACUGCUUAAGUUUCUUAUGCAAUUUUGGGAAAAUGGAAAGUGGAAAAGAAGCCAGUGUUCACAUUCAGUUAGAAGGCCGGCCGUCCAUUCUGGAAGUGGAUGACACAUCAGCACUCAAGUUUGAAAUAAGAGCAACAACUUUUCCAGAGCCCCAUCCCAGAGUUAUUGAACUAAACCAGGAUGAGAAUGUAGCACAUGUUCUGCUGGAAGGAUUACAUCAUCAAAAACCCAAACGCCAUUUCACCAUAGUGAUUAUUUCAAGUAGUUUGCUACUUGGAUUUGUUGUACUUUUUUUGAUUUCCUGUGUUAUGUGGAAGGCUGGCUUCUUUAAAAGACAAUACAAAUCUAUCCUCCAAGACGAAAAUAGAGAUAGUUGGAGUUAUGUCAACAGCAAAGGCAAUGAUGGUGAUGAUUAAAGACUUUUUUCAAAUUGAGAGAACUGAAAACAGACUCAGGUUAGACUAAAAACACUGUUUACAAGAAAACAAUCUUUCCUCAGACUUUUUUUGUGCAUUUCCUUGUGUCACUGAGGUAAAAAUUUAAGCCCUGACUGUUCUUCCAAAGAAAAUAGCUCCAAAGUUAUAAAUCCAGCCGAAGAUGAUCUUGCAAGUAUUAAAUGGGUAGAAGAACACUACAGCCUUCAACUUACUCAAGAAACGUAAACCCUGAAAGAUAACUUGAAAUGAAAAUAUUGGAGGUGGAAAAUAAGCAUUGACUCAUUUCAAAUACAUCUUUGAGACUUGCUUGAAAAAUGUUCUUGAAAAUCAUUUUGUGGAAUUUUCAAAGGGCUGUUUUCAUGAAAGGCUUAUUUGUAAUGCAUUUCCUGUGGACUCUACUUCAGCAACCAUUUUAUUCAAUAGACUAUGAAUAUUAUAGGCCUGAUGUACAAAUUUCAUACUGAAACAAUACACUGGUUUGAGGUUAAUAGGAAGACUUCUGGAUAAGUACAGAGCUAUGUGCGUUUUCUUUUUUCUACACAUCCAUACAUGCUACUACAGGUAUAAAUCUGAUAGUCUCCUACAAUACACAUUUAUCAAGAGUACCUUGGGGUCAAUUAUAAGAAACACCCUGAAAUUUUUUGUUUAUAAAAAAAUUCUUAAGUAUUCUAAAACAACAGAUUGUAAAUGUUUCACUUUAGCUAAUAUACACUGAUGUAUUUAAGAAAUAUGAAAACUAGACCUCAUUAGUAAUUUUAAAAAGCUGUGCAAAAAUGAUUAGGGGACUGAUAUUUCAGACAGACUGGGUACUACAUAAAAUACCUUUCUAAAUUAAGCAAAUACAUAUUUUACUCAGGUCUAUAAACAUUCUCUACACUGAAAGUACACAUUUAGACUAUAUACAAUAAUAUAAAAGUAACAGCAAAAUUUCUAUCAGAUGUUUGAAUGGAAGCUAAAAUUUUUUAAAUUAUAGGUGGUUAUAUUUUAAAAUGAAAUAGCUUCUUGUUG
This is a messenger RNA of Fukomys damarensis (Damara mole-rat), 4059 nucleotides long. It is a transcript of the gene Itga4, whose product is annotated as integrin subunit alpha 4. The transcript is spliced from 28 exons. Lineage: Eukaryota; Metazoa; Chordata; Mammalia; Rodentia; Bathyergidae. The coding region runs from base 1 to 3030 and encodes 1009 amino acids. Gene Ontology annotation, cellular component: integrin complex; external side of plasma membrane. Gene Ontology annotation, molecular function: integrin binding. The record is from RefSeq and is a predicted model, not a curated record. Gene Ontology annotation, biological process: cell adhesion mediated by integrin; cell-matrix adhesion; integrin-mediated signaling pathway.